Fusarium pseudograminearum CS3096 is the source of this 1002-nucleotide messenger RNA. RefSeq lists its product as uncharacterized. The record is from RefSeq and is a predicted model, not a curated record. The transcript has a single exon. NCBI's taxonomy places the organism in Eukaryota, Fungi, Ascomycota, Sordariomycetes, Hypocreales, Nectriaceae. The coding region runs from base 1 to 1002 and encodes 333 amino acids.
AUGGCUUUCACUACCUUCCACCCUUUCCCAAGGCUCCCAACUGAAUUGCGGAUGCAAAUCUGGGAUGCAGCGUGCCUCAGGCUACACCAAAACUUCCAAGCAGUCCACUACGUGACACUCGACAAAUACGCCGAAAUGGCUCCAUUAAAGCACAACUGGGACGACUCCAAACCACGAAACAAAUCAAUCUACCUCUGGCACGCUGGUCUUUGGACGGCUUGCCAAGAGUCAAGAGAAGUUGUCGCCAAACACUGGGGAAAGCAGCCGCGACCAUAUAAUGACGACGAAAUGUUGGACUGCUGCUCACUGGAAGAAUACAAUCACUAUGACCGUAUUUGGCCAGAGGAAGACGAGGGUUCAAGAGUCCUCAUGUUAUACUCUAGAGUCGAUGGCGAGCACUGGCGCCAGAUUAUUCACCCUAAACACGAUUUAUUCUGCAUUGUCGCAGAUGAUUGGGAGGACUCGGUUAGCAAAUUAACAUAUGUCUCUUCCUGGGGCAUUUUGUUCGAUGCUCGUUUGGCCGUCGAAUUCGAUCCGUCUUGGAAUCUCUCUCUUGAAAACAAAACGAGCACACCUUUCAUCGAGGAUGUCCCAGCUUCUCUGGAGUUUCUGCUCAGGUGGCUUUUCGGUCACAUAGGUAAUGAUGGGAGUCCGAAACUUAAGCUCAUUGUCCGGGACGUGGACUGGAUAUUGCGGCAUGAUAUUACUGGACCCCAGAUCCGCGAUUUUGAUGAAGAGUAUAUCGAAAUACCAGCUGACGAGCUGGUACCAUACAUACCUAGCGGCGGAGACACCACAUUCAUCGCCCGAGACAGCACCCUUUCAGAUUUCUUUGACCUUCUCGAUCAGGUGUAUUACGAGAAGUCGCUGGAUAUCUACUGCUAUGAGACUUUUCUGGACCCUUGUGAUUGGGAUUAUGAUAUUGGAACAUCAAGUCACAGGUUCGACAUCCGAGACAGUUUCUCCAUACUCCUUAGUAGAACCAAUCAAGUUGAAAGAUGA